GCGGAGUCAUGUCAUGGUGCGCGUUGGGGGAGGAUGGGACACUCUAGAACAUUAUCUGGACAAACAUGAUCCCUGCAGAUGUCAGUUUGUUUGCCUCCUCGUUCCCGGCGCUAUUCUGGUGACAGUGACUCUUCUGCCUCCUCUGUCCAGAGUGCCCCGGCUGGCAGAAAAUCAUCAGAAGUAUUAAGACCAGGAUUUCGUACUUCAGUAGCACGGAGUCAGUCCCAGGACCGCGGUCCUCUUUCCCGGCGAUCCCAGGUAUCCCAACCUGCAGUGUCUGAUCGAAGCAGAACUCAAGGUAUUUCAAGUGCUGGACCUUCAACAAGGCGUGCCCGAAGUCAAGGGCCCCCAAAUAACAAGAAGACAGUUAUGAUGAUUACACGCAAUAAGGAUGGACAACAUUCAUUGACAACUCCUAAUGCUUCCAAGCCCCCUAGUACUUGUCCUGAAACAGAGCCUCCCAAAACGAAUGCAAGAAGACAGCUGGGAUAUACACCACAGCCUCUGGAUGCUUGUCAGGAGCAACAAAUGUAUAGCAGCUUUGAAAAAGAGUUCCUGGAAAAUACACGACUCCUGGGGGCUUCAGAGAAUACUGGAAGAGCACAAGGAACCAUCUUGCUAAGUCCACCUCCUUGUGAGCCAGCUGCUAUAGACUCUGCAUACUGUUCCUCUAGCUCCUCUUCUUCUUCACUUAACUUCUAUAUUACUGGAGGAGCAAGGGAGCAGAAUGCAGAGGGGAACACUGUAGCACUUACUGCAUCUAAUUGGAGAAGACUACCUGCUCUGUCUAGCUCUUCAGAUGAUAGUUCCUGCCCACCUGCUUCUGAGGACCUUCAGGAGGAAGUGGAGCCAGAAGAGCCAUCUGCAGCAGCUGAAGCGGAUACUAGUGGGGUGGUCUUACGGCCCAAAAAAAACAUAAAACGCCCAGAUAGAGUACCUUCCAUCUAUAAACUUAAACUGCGCCCAAAGAUCCGAUCACGGGUAGACACUCAACCAGACAGGUCCCCAUCCCGAAUCCCCACCCCACUUAAUAAUAGAACUGCAAACUCUCCACCCAAACCUGCACCUACCCGACGUUCAUGGAGAGCUCUUCAGUCUGUUUUCUUUUCUGAUUCAGGAGUACAAGCAGAUCAUCCUGGUGGCUGAGUGGAGUCUUUAGUGUAGUUAUUCCCACUCUAUUCUGAUACAUGCAUUUCGCUG
Nanorana parkeri is the source of this 1200-nucleotide messenger RNA. It is a transcript of the gene GAS2L1, whose product is annotated as growth arrest specific 2 like 1. Gene Ontology annotation, biological process: microtubule bundle formation; actin crosslink formation; regulation of microtubule polymerization or depolymerization. Gene Ontology annotation, molecular function: microtubule binding; actin filament binding; cytoskeletal adaptor activity. Gene Ontology annotation, cellular component: microtubule plus-end; stress fiber; actin filament. Bases 79 to 1146 code for a protein of 355 amino acids. The transcript is spliced from 2 exons. The record is from RefSeq and is a predicted model, not a curated record. Lineage: Eukaryota; Metazoa; Chordata; Amphibia; Anura; Dicroglossidae.